CCAGCGGAAGCGGGGCCGGGAGGAGGGACGGCAGCCAUGGCGAAACGGAAAGCCGAGGCCUCGAUCCCGGCGGAGGAAAGCGACCAGCUGCUCAUCCGGCCCCUAGGAGCUGGCCAAGAAGUAGGAAGAUCGUGCAUUAUUCUGGAGUUCAAAGGAAGGAAAAUAAUGCUUGAUUGCGGCAUCCAUCCUGGACUGGAAGGAAUGGAUGCUCUUCCUUACAUUGACUUGAUAGACCCUGCUGAGAUUGACCUCCUUCUGAUUAGCCAUUUCCAUUUAGAUCACUGUGGAGCUUUGCCAUGGUUUUUGCAGAAGACAAGUUUUAAAGGAAGGACGUUUAUGACUCAUGCCACAAAAGCUAUUUACAGAUGGCUUCUUUCAGACUAUGUCAAAGUCAGUAAUAUAUCAGCAGAUGACAUGCUGUAUACAGAAACAGACCUGGAAGAAAGCAUGGAUAAGAUUGAAACCAUCAACUUUCACGAAGUGAAGGAGGUGGCAGGCAUCAAGUUCUGGUGUUACCAUGCAGGCCACGUUCUGGGAGCAGCCAUGUUCAUGAUUGAAAUAGCUGGUGUGAAGCUUUUGUAUACAGGUGAUUUCUCAAGACAGGAAGACAGGCAUCUGAUGGCAGCCGAGAUUCCCAACAUUAAACCCGAUAUUCUUAUAAUUGAAUCCACCUACGGGACCCAUAUCCAUGAGAAAAGGGAAGAGCGAGAGGCCCGGUUCUGUAACACCGUUCAUGACAUUGUAAAUAGAGGAGGGAGAGGCCUCAUUCCUGUGUUUGCCCUGGGUCGGGCACAAGAGCUGCUUUUAAUUUUGGAUGAAUACUGGCAAAAUCAUCCUGAGCUCCACGACAUCCCCAUUUACUACGCCUCCUCUCUGGCUAAGAAGUGCAUGGCUGUUUAUCAGACAUACGUCAAUGCCAUGAAUGACAAAAUCCGCAAGCAAAUCAACAUCAACAAUCCAUUUGUUUUCAAGCACAUUAGCAAUCUGAAGAGUAUGGAUCAUUUUGAUGAUAUUGGCCCAAGCGUUGUGAUGGCUUCCCCAGGUAUGAUGCAGAGUGGUUUAUCCAGAGAGCUGUUUGAGAGCUGGUGCACAGAUAAGAGAAAUGGAGUAAUUAUAGCUGGGUACUGUGUUGAAGGAACGCUCGCUAAGCAUAUCAUGUCUGAACCUGAAGAGAUCACAACUAUGUCAGGGCAAAAACUUCCACUGAAGAUGUCUGUGGAUUACAUUUCUUUCUCUGCUCACACGGAUUACCAACAAACCAGUGAGUUUAUCCGGGCCUUGAAACCUCCACAUGUGAUUUUAGUUCACGGUGAGCAGAAUGAAAUGGCCAGAUUGAAGGCAGCACUGAUAAGGGAAUAUGAAGAUAACGACGAAGUUCACAUAGAAGUUCAUAAUCCUAGGAAUACUGAAGCUGUGACAUUAAACUUCAGAGGAGAAAAACUUGCAAAGGUGAUGGGAUCUUUGGCAGAUAAGAAGCCAGAGCAAGGACAGAGAAUUUCUGGAAUCCUGGUCAAAAGAAAUUUUAACUAUCACAUCCUUUCUCCUUGUGACCUCUCCAAUUACACAGACUUGGCUAUGAGCACUGUAACACAGACACUGGCUAUUCCCUAUACUGGACCUUUCAAUCUGCUCUUUUAUCAGCUGCAGAAGCUUACUGGUGAUGUAGAGGAAAUAGAAAUUCAACAAAAACCAGCCCUGAAGGUCUUCAAAAGUAUUACUGUAAUCCAGGAACCAGGCAUGGUGGUCCUUGAGUGGGUGGCAAAUCCUGCUAAUGAUAUGUAUGCAGACACCGUGACCACAGUGAUACUGGAAGUUCAGUCAAAUCCUAAAAUACAGAAAGCUGCAGUGCAGAAAGUUUCCACAAAAGUCGACAUGGAAGAGUAUCGCAAGAGAAUGGAGAUGAUGCUUCAGGAUAUGUUUGGAGAAGACUGUGUAAGUUCAAAAGAAGGCUCAAUUCUGUGUGUCACAGUAGAUGGCAAGACUGCAAACCUUUCACUGGAAACUCGGACAGCUGACUGUGAGCCAGGAAGUGAAGACGACGAAUCCCUGCGUGAAAUGGUGGAACUGGCUGCACAGAGGCUCUACGAUGCCCUCAGCCCAGUGUACUGCUGACCUCUGUAGAUACCUAGGACACAUACAGAAAGCUCUGAAUGUUCAAAUUUAUUUGGACUGGUUUUUUAAAGUAAAUAAAUUUUUUCAUCAGCAAGUCAAA
Lagopus leucura (white-tailed ptarmigan) is the source of this 2212-nucleotide messenger RNA. RefSeq names its product cleavage and polyadenylation specific factor 3 (gene CPSF3). Lineage: Eukaryota; Metazoa; Chordata; Aves; Galliformes; Phasianidae. Gene Ontology annotation, cellular component: mRNA cleavage and polyadenylation specificity factor complex. The coding region runs from base 37 to 2112 and encodes 691 amino acids. Gene Ontology annotation, molecular function: 5'-3' exonuclease activity; RNA endonuclease activity; RNA binding. The transcript has 18 exons. Gene Ontology annotation, biological process: mRNA 3'-end processing by stem-loop binding and cleavage. The record is from RefSeq and is a predicted model, not a curated record.